AUGACGGCAACAUCUUUUGAACCCAAGCCGGUUAUGUUUCAAAUGAUUUCCGCUAUGGGUCAGUUUGGGGGAUUAUCUUCGGAAGAUCUGCAUUCUCAUUUGAAAUCUUUUAUUGAAAUGACGGAUCAUUUUAAAAUUCCGGGAGUUACUCAAGAGGCCUUACGCUUGACGCUUUUCCUUUAUACAUUGAAGGAUAGAGCUAGAGCAUGGCUAAAUUCCCAACCACCAAACUCGAUCCUUACUUGGAAUGAUUUGGCGGAAAAUUUUCUAAAAAAAUACUUUCCUCCGACGAGGAAUGUAAAGAUUAGAAAUGAAAUUAUGGCGUUUCGCCAAGAAGAAGAUGAAGCGGUAUCGGAUGCAUUGGAGAGAUUCAAGGACCUUCUUAGGAAGUGUCCUCACCACRGAAUCCCUCAUUGUAUUCAACUAGAAAUGUUUUAUAAUGGACUUUCUAGUGCCGCUAAGAUUAUUCUUGACGCAACGGCCGGUGGUGCUUUUACAGCAAAAACCUACAAUGAGGGGUAUGACAUUUUGGAACGAAUUUCUAAUAAUAAUACUGAAUGGUCUAACCCUCGUGCUGUCAUUUCUAAAUCUGCCUCAGGCAUUCAUGAGCUUGAUGUCAUUUCUUCUUUGAAUGACCAAAUUGUUGCGCUAACUAAUUUGGUUAAAAAUAAUUUAAACUUAAAUGGGGAAAAGAAUCAAGUCCAAUCCAUAAUGUCUAAUUCUUCCAUGACUGAAUCUUGUGUUUUUUGUGGUGAAAGUCAUUCUUAUGAGUUUUGCCCCGGAAACCUCGUUUCGGUAAAUUAUGUUGGGAACCAUACAAGGAAUAGCCCAUUUUCUCCAACGUACAAUUCGAAUUGGAGAAAUCAUCCGAAUUUUUCAUGGGCCGAAAAUACGGGACUUCAACCCCCCGGGGCAACUCAAGUUCAAAACCGACCUUCGAAUCCCCCGGGAUUUAAUCAAGGUGGUCAUCACAUGCAAUGUAAUAAUCACAUGCAAGGCAAUCAUCACAUGUACCAAAGUGGACAAUCUUCACAAUCACAUGCACCUAGGCAACAAAAUGCAUCGGAGGGUAAUGGUUCACUCGAAACUUUACUUAAAGGUUUUAUAAACCAAACCAAUGCAACCUUAAGGAGUUUUGAGACCCAACUUGGCCAAUUUGCCGCGAAUCUCACGAAUAGACCUCAAGAAACUUUGCCUAGUGACACGAAAAUACCUAAGGAACAUGUUAAGGCCGUGACUUUGAGAAGUGAUAAGGACUUAGGGGACUCUAAUGCCGAAAAAUAA
Messenger RNA from Cynara cardunculus var. scolymus (artichoke), 1284 nucleotides. RefSeq lists its product as uncharacterized. Bases 1 to 1284 code for a protein of 427 amino acids. The transcript has a single exon. The record is from RefSeq and is a predicted model, not a curated record. NCBI's taxonomy places the organism in Eukaryota, Viridiplantae, Streptophyta, Magnoliopsida, Asterales, Asteraceae.